Molecule: messenger RNA, 1782 nt
Organism: Peromyscus californicus insignis
Lineage: Eukaryota; Metazoa; Chordata; Mammalia; Rodentia; Cricetidae
Gene: Mmp8
Product: matrix metallopeptidase 8
Exons: 10
Coding region: 1-1410 (469 amino acids)
Biological process (GO): collagen catabolic process; proteolysis; extracellular matrix organization
Cellular component (GO): extracellular matrix
Molecular function (GO): zinc ion binding; metalloendopeptidase activity
Source: RefSeq, a predicted model, not a curated record
AUGCUUUGUCUGAAGACGCUUCUGUUUCUGUUCUUCCUCCACACACAGCUUGCCAAGGCCCUUCCAGUACCUCCUGAAGACCUGGAAGAGAAAAAUGCGAAAACUGUUGAGAAUUACCUACAAAAAUUCUACCACUUACCAAUCACUCAGUUCCGGUCUGCAAGGAGGAGCAGCUCCAUGGUUGCCGAGAAGCUGAGAGAAAUGCAGCGCUUCUUCCGCUUGGCAGAGACUGGGAAGGCAGAUGCCACUACUCUGGAGAUGAUGGGGAAGCCUCGCUGUGGAGUGCCUGACACCGGUGACUUCACGCUAACUCCGGGAAGCCCCAAGUGGACACACACUAACCUGACCUACAGGAUUAUAAACCAUACCUCACAGCUGUCAAAGGCCACAGUGGAAACAGCAAUUGAGAAAGCCUUUCGAGUUUGGAGUGUGGCAUCACCCCUGACCUUCACUGAGAUCUCACAGGGAGAAGCAGACAUCAACAUUGCUUUUGUCCCAAGAGAGCACGGUGACAAUUCUCCAUUUGAUGGACCCAAUGGGAUCCUGGCCCAUGCCUUUCAGCCAGGUCAGGGUAUUGGAGGAGAUGCACAUUUUGAUUCAGAAGAAACAUGGACUCAAGAUUCCAGAAAUUACAACCUGUUUCUCGUGGCUGCUCAUGAAUUUGGCCAUUCCCUUGGACUCUCUCACUCCACUGAUCCUGGUGCCUUGAUGUACCCAAACUACGCUUACAGUGACCCCAGCACCUACUCACUGCCUCAAGAUGAUAUCAAUGGCAUUCAGACACUCUACGGACCUUCAAACAGCCCUGUCCAACCUACUGGACCCAGCACUCCCACAGCCUGUGAUCCCCACCUGAGAUUUGAUGCUGUCACCACACUCCGUGGGGAGAUUUACUUCUUUAAAGACAAGUACUUCUGGAGGCGGCAUCCUCAGCUGAGAGAAGUUGACCUCAAUUUCAUCUCUCUAUUCUGGCCUUUCCUGCCCAAUGGCCUUCAGGCUGCUUAUGAGGAUUUCGAUAGAGACCUAGUUUUCCUAUUUAAAGGCAGACAGUACUGGGCGCUAAGUGGCUACGACAUUCAGCAAGGUUACCCCAGGGACAUAUCCAACUACGGAUUUCCAAGCAGCAUCCGAGCCAUUGAUGCCGCUGUCUCCUACAGAGGGAAGACGUAUUUCUUCAUAAGCAACCAAUGCUGGAGAUAUGACAAUAACAGAGGAUCUAUGGACCCAGGCUACCCCAGAAGCAUAUCAAGUGCAUUCCCAGGAAUAAACUGCAGAGUUGAUGCAGUUUUCCUACAGGGCUCCUUCCUCCUCUUCUUCAGUGGACCACAAUAUUUUGCAUUUAAUCUUGUCACUCACAGUGUCACUAGAGUUGCAAGAAGCAAUUUAUGGCUUAACUGUCCAAUCAGUUGAGACAAAAUCAAAUGUCCUUGCACCUGAUCUACGGAUACAAGAGGGAAGCUCAGCCUGUGUAUUCAUCCUGUGUCCUGCUCACUUCCCUCAACUGCGACCAACGCUGCAGCCGUCCUGAAAGAAUGAGUGUUUGUAACCUCCUGUUCUCCACAGAGGCGGAUUCCUUCUGCACAUCCCAGGCCUGGCUAGUUAACACACAACAAAGAGACAGCAAACCACUCAUCAGCUUUAUCCACACUCUUUCAUUAUCUGCCCUUCCGCCUCCUAAACCUUGUGUUUUACCACUUGGAUAUCUGACUCCUAGUAUUCCUAAAGCUCUUCAAAUGUAGAAUCUAGUAAUGGAUUUUGAUUGCACAUAGGAUUAUAAACGGC